Molecule: messenger RNA, 1256 nt
Organism: Gossypium raimondii (Peruvian cotton)
Lineage: Eukaryota; Viridiplantae; Streptophyta; Magnoliopsida; Malvales; Malvaceae
Exons: 5
Coding region: 479-949 (156 amino acids)
Source: RefSeq, a predicted model, not a curated record
UGGUAAAAACUUGAGGUGGAUGGAGUAAUGGAUUGGAGGGGGUAUAUUCCAGAGAUGAUUAGGAACAAGAAGUGGCAUAUUCAGUUGGAACCUUGGAGAUGGCAAAGACCGUUAGUUGUUUGUUGACAUUGAAAACCCACUGCAAAAACAUGCCAUUAUUUCCCACAUUUCGCCUUCCAUUCAAUUCAAGCAAACCCCUCUUUCUCUUUCCUGCUUUCAAAAGGAUUCAUCAAAGUCGCCACCUAAUCCGCUCUUUCUUCAUUCCUCCUAUACAUAUUCCCUUCCCAACAUCCCACCUUUGAUUUUUCCCCAUUUCUUCCUUUUUUUUCUGAAUUUAAUUAUUGGUUUGGUUUUGUUUUGUUUCAUCAAUAAGAUUUCAAUAUUGCCCCCCUCCCUUGAUAACAAGGAAAGAAUCUCCAUUAAACAAAUCAAACCAACAAUUAAAAUUUGAAUGAAAUAACAGCUGUUGUCUUUCCCAAUGUCUUCCUCCUGGUCCUCCAUUCUUACCAAUUACCCUCUUAUUUCUGCUUUUAUUGCCUUUGUUAUUGCCCAAACCAUCAAGUUCUUCACCUCCUGGUACAAGGAAAAACAAUGGGAUCUCAAGCAACUAGUGGGAUCUGGAGGGAUGCCUUCAUCCCAUUCUUCUACAGUCACUGCUCUUGCUACAGCUAUUGGGUUCCAAGAAGGUUUUGGAGGAGCAUUAUUUGCGACCGCAUUAAUCUUAGCCUGCAUCGUAAUGUAUGAUGCAACUGGUGUGAGAUUACAUGCUGGACGGCAGGCAGAGGUCCUGAAUCAAAUUGUAUACGAAUUGCCUGCUGAGCAUCCUCUGGCUGAGAGCAGACCAUUACGGGAACUUCUUGGUCACACCCCUCCCCAGGUUGCUGCUGGUGGAUUGCUUGGUAUUGUUACAUCUUUUGUUGGCUAUUUUAUUUUCCUGGAUGCUAGAUAAAAGUUGAUGCGCGUGCAUGUUAUAGAUAUCAUUUGGCAAUUGCGUUGAUGUUUGAAUUUGGACUGCCACACAAGCGAAACUUCAACUCCCCUGACCUUUUCCCCCAAAGGGUGAUUUCUCGGAUUUGAAUGCUAAGCUUUCAGGUGCUUAUAAAAGCAUGUUGUUACUUAGGAGUUUUAAUUCAUUUAACCAGUAGCAGUUGCAACUUUUAAAUGAUUUGUGUGGUCUAAUGAUGAUAGCUUGUUACAUGUAAAUGGAAACCCUGGGACUUGCUAAAUCUGAUCAAAUGUAAAUUGUUUCUGCCGUA